UCUGACUGCCUCACUAGCGUACUCUGCAGUUUCACUCCUGGUAGUGAGGAUAUCGUUAAGAAGCGAACUUCAUUGCGAAGGGGAGCAACUUUUUCCCUUUUCAUCCCAGCAUUCGGGGCUAAUGGACAAACUCUUUGUAAAUGCUUUUUAAGAAUCAUCACUUCAGGAAGCUACACACUCGCUUCUCAGCAGGCCGUGGCCUCGAGUCUUACUUGAAGGGGUCCAAUUUCUCUGGCGAGCCACCUUGGCUUUUCUGCACCUGAGUAACGGCAAGACUAAAUUCGAUCUCUUUUUCAUCCAAUUCACUAGUGACCAUGAACACUGCUACUCCCACUGAGUUUGAGUUCUCUUUCCUGGAGGAGGGUUUCUGUGCCUGGGAUAUUGUUGAGCAGAAGAUCAGUGAAUCAUCCACGACGGAUGAUAGGGAUGCCUUCUACAUCUGUGACUUGGGGGAUGUGCUUAACAAACACCUGCGCUGGAUGAGGGCCCUGCCUCGCGUCACUCCUUUCUAUGCCGUCAAAUGCAACGACAGCCGAGCUGUAGUUAUGACACUGGCGUCUCUGGGAAUUGGCUUUGACUGUGCAAGCAAGACGGAGAUUCAGCUGGUCCAGUCUAUGGGGGUGGCUCAAAGCAGAAUAAUCUAUGCCAACCCCUGUAAGCAAGUUUCUCAGAUCAAGUAUGCAUCCACCCAUGGGGUCCAAAUGAUGACCUUUGAUAGCGAGGUGGAGCUCAUGAAAGUGGCCCGCUAUCAUGACAGUGCCAAACUCGUGCUGCGUAUUGCCACAGAUGACUCAAAGGCAGUGUGUCCUCUCAGUGUAAAGUUUGGGGCCACACUCAAAGCUUGCCGAGGUCUUCUGGAGCAGGCUAAAGAACUGGGGCUGGAUGUGAUUGGAGUCAGCUUCCAUGUUGGCAGUGGUUGCACUGAUCCCAAGACCUUCACCCAGGCUAUUGCUGAUGCCCGCUGUGUCUUUGAUAUGGGGGAUGAACUGGGUUUCAACAUGAAACUGCUGGACAUUGGUGGUGGAUUCCCCGGGUCCGAUGACUCUGCACUUAAAUUUGAAGAGAUCACAGCUGUAAUCAACCCAGCCCUGGACAAGUAUUUCCCUGCUGACACAGGUGUUAAGAUCAUUGCUGAACCAGGACGCUUUUAUGUGGCCUCUGCUUACACAUUGGUUGUCAACAUCAUUGCCAAGAAAGUCAUCAUGGAUGAAGACUUGGAUUCUGAUGAGGAAGAUGAAGGAACCAGUAACAGGACGCUGAUGUAUUAUGUUAAUGAUGGAGUGUACGGAUCUUUCAACUGUAUACUCUUUGACCAUGCCCACUGUUUCCCAAUACUGCAUAAGAAACCAAAGCCAGAUGAGGUCAUGUACCCAUGCAGUAUCUGGGGCCCAACCUGUGAUGGCCUUGAUCGUAUUGUUGAGCAGUGUCGCCUGCCUGACCUGCAGGUGGGCGACUGGCUGGUCUUUGAAAACAUGGGUGCCUACACUGUGUCUGCAUCCUCCACCUUCAAUGGCUUUCAAAGACCAGACAUUCACUAUGUCAUGUCCCGUGCUGUCCGGCAACAUGUGCAGCAGGUGUGCUCCCAGGGCAUGCCCACUCCUAAGGAGGAUUGUUUCCUAUUUGACAUGCCAGUCUCCUGUGGCCAAGAGAGCAGCUCGGAGAUGCCCACCAAGUCCUGCCAGGCCAAUGUGGUUUAAACGCAUACUGUACAUCACACCAGUGCUCUCCAGCUCUAGCAUUCUUUGUUAAUUACUGGAGAAGGUUCUGAGGCAUGAGUAGUUUAUAAAGAGCCUGUUUGCUGAACUGGAGUAGUGUGUGGAUAUGGGUGCUUUGCAAAAUAAAUCUCUGCAGUACUUUACUGAAAGCUUUCCCUCACCACAGGACUUAACACUUGAAACUAUAGCAGGAGUCAGAGGUCAAGGGUUACUCCUCUUGAUAAUCUUAAGAAGAAUAGUAGCAGACUGCUUGCAGCUUAGGAAGUUACCACUGCUGGGGGUUUUACGCAGCUGACCAUACAAACCCCCAAAGUUGCAUUCCUAACUAGUAACUUGCAAAGAGAUGGUUGGAGAAGUCAUUCAGUUCUCAUAUACAGUAUGGCUGCUAUGUUAAUAUUUAUAUUUUCUGUUUCUGUAUAGAACCCCUUGGGUGUUAUUCCUCUAGAUGUUGGCAUGUAACAAAACAUGUUUGAUACUGGCAUUCACAAUAGUUAUUCAGUGUCUUUGUGUUCAGUGAAUGCUUCUCUGCUGAGCCACUAUUUCCCAUGCAAAAUUUGAAUACAGGAAAACUGUGCAUUAAUCAUACUCUGCAUGUCACGAACCCAAGUGCCAUGUAGUGUCUGUGCUGGUACAACUGGAAUGAUUGAGACAAAUUAGACAGUAAUAUAGAUGCAUAUGCUAAAUAUUUCAAGCUUUUGACUCUUGUACUUGCCCCAGCAGAAACACACCUUCAAUAUUAUCACAUGACUUGUUUUCUAAGUUGCAGAGGGACAGAAAUCUGAUACAAUUAUUAAGCAGUGUUUACCAAUCUAUGUAAAAGGGAUACAAAGAGAUGGAUUUGCAAAUUCAUAAUGCUUUCCUAUGGAAAUUUUUUUUUAAAAUAAAAUAUAAGGUGCAGAGCCAAA
Monopterus albus (swamp eel) is the source of this 2620-nucleotide messenger RNA. It is a transcript of the gene odc1, whose product is annotated as ornithine decarboxylase 1. Gene Ontology annotation, molecular function: ornithine decarboxylase activity. Lineage: Eukaryota; Metazoa; Chordata; Actinopteri; Synbranchiformes; Synbranchidae. The record is from RefSeq and is a predicted model, not a curated record. The transcript has 11 exons. The coding region runs from base 315 to 1697 and encodes 460 amino acids. Gene Ontology annotation, cellular component: cytoplasm.